AUGGCGAAGCGAACAAGCUCUGUACAACUGAGCCCGGCCAAAAAGGCAAAAAAGACGGUCGACUCGCCUGAACAGUCGAAGAUCGCCGUCUUAGGUGCACUCCACGUCCGACCAAGCAAAGUUGUGGCUCAUCCAGCACCAACAAACUUUGGAAGUUCCUGGACCCUGACCCAACAACCCCAACUUCCGCGCUGGACGCACCCCUCUGCAGAGAUCCUGCUCUUGAUACCUUCAAGAAAUAGGUACCUCCGCGCCAAGCGGCGUGAAAUUGUCAGACCUCGAGGCAUACAUCGCCGCGAAGAACUUGAACACACUCGCUACCCACACGUUUUCGAUUCGAACGGAAACAUUCGUUCGUCUAGCUUGAGGGCUAACGAAGAUCCAGCCUCGCUAGCCACUCACAAGGAAUCCCAUUCUUGGUCAUUUCCCGGGGCUCCGUCGUUCUCUCUGGUCGAACCCACCCUCAGUGCGCUAUCACCUCACAACUAG
Molecule: messenger RNA, 489 nt
Organism: Penicillium soppii
Lineage: Eukaryota; Fungi; Ascomycota; Eurotiomycetes; Eurotiales; Aspergillaceae
Exons: 2
Coding region: 1-489 (162 amino acids)
Source: RefSeq, a predicted model, not a curated record